UGAAGGAAGCUAAACCGUUGAAGAAGGGCUAGUUGCCUUCACUUGAUUAAAUCUUGAUUUUAUCAAAUGAAUAUCGCAGUUUAUUAAUUUGUAAAAUAUUUCGGUGAUAAGAAAACUUUUUGUCAACCAAAGUACGUGUGUAUCUUGGACGGACUGUUGCUGUCAAGCAGGAAUCUUCUAAAAUAAGUGAAGACACCCAGUGAAUGCGAAAGAGAAACAAUGAUGGUGUUUGAGCUGCCAACUCACUAAGUUCUCCCGAGUGAAGACAUCUGAUGAAAAAUUACUGCAACGUUACAGAUUCCGGCAUGGAAGACAAAGCAAAUGGCUCUGUUGACACCAAAAGCCCAGUGGAGAACGGUCAGCUGCCGGACCCUGCCAACUGGGGGGUCGCCGAUGUCGUCAAUUACUUCAAAGCAACAGGGUUUGAGGAGCAGGCCACGGCUUUCCAGGAUCAGGAAAUCGAUGGCAAGUCCCUGCUCCUGAUGACACGUAAUGACGUCCUGACAGGGCUGUCGAUAAAGCUCGGCCCUGCACUGAAAAUCUACGAGUAUCACGUGAAGCCGCUGCAAACUCAACACCUGAAGAGCAACGCCUCGUAGCACCGCAGGCCGUCCCAACACUCACCUCAGCGACAAUCAUCGUGUCAGGAGACCCCAGGUUAGCUGCCACCUCACAAAGACUCCUCUGACCACAGCGGCACCUUAACAGGAUUUGAAUGCUGUAUGUUUUUAUAAGCGUGGACCCCCAAAAAUGGGUUGCACAUGAAGUCCACUCAGCUGUUUACCCUUUCAGCCAUUCUAAUUUCUGCUGCUUGAGAUAUGUAUUUUAUUUUUGUGUGUGUUUUAUUUAAAAGAAGGAAAUUUUGGGCGGCUACUGUGCAGAUAUGGUGUGUGUGUGUGUGUGUGUGUGUGUGUGUGUGUGUGUGUGUGUGUGUGUGUGUGUG
Epinephelus fuscoguttatus (brown-marbled grouper) is the source of this 943-nucleotide messenger RNA. It is a transcript of the gene samd13, whose product is annotated as sterile alpha motif domain containing 13. Gene Ontology annotation, molecular function: protein binding. Bases 273 to 599 code for a protein of 108 amino acids. The transcript is spliced from 5 exons. The record is from RefSeq and is a predicted model, not a curated record. NCBI's taxonomy places the organism in Eukaryota, Metazoa, Chordata, Actinopteri, Perciformes, Serranidae.